Papaver somniferum (opium poppy) is the source of this 817-nucleotide messenger RNA. Its product is annotated as macrophage migration inhibitory factor homolog. The record is from RefSeq and is a predicted model, not a curated record. The transcript is spliced from 3 exons. Bases 143 to 550 code for a protein of 135 amino acids. NCBI's taxonomy places the organism in Eukaryota, Viridiplantae, Streptophyta, Magnoliopsida, Ranunculales, Papaveraceae. Gene Ontology annotation, molecular function: phenylpyruvate tautomerase activity.
ACUCUUCUUAUAUGUCAUCCAAACUUCGUGAAAUUCAUUCCAUUUUCAAUCUAGUCGCAGUUGCUCCAUUUCACUGAUCGGAGUAGAAUUACGACACCAGCAUUCUCAGAGAGUUUUUUUAGUGAGAUAGAAAAUCAGAAACAUGCCUUGCUUGAAUGUAUCAACGAACGUGAACUUGGAAGGGGUGAACACUUCUCCAAUCCUCUCUGAAAUCUCUAAAGCUGUUGCCAACAUCAUUGGUAAACCUGAAGCUUAUGUUAUGGUUCUACUGAAAGGAUCAGUCCCUAUGUCAUUCGGCGGGAGUGAAGAGAACAGCGCAUUUGGUGAGCUAACAUCUAUUGGAGGUCUUAAUGCCGAUGUAAACAAGAAACUGAGUGCCGCGAUUGCAGCAAUUCUCGAAGACAAGAUCUCUGUGUCCAGAUCUCGCUUCUUUAUCAAGUUCACUGACACAAAGGCAAGCAGUCUAAAACUCCUCGGAGAUCUACUUUGGCAUAUGUUGCGUAGUCAUUCAUUUAGUCAUUGGUCUGAUGGAUGCUUACACCAACAUUAGAAAAUGUUGAGAAUACCAUUCAGUGUUUCAAAACCACCAGGUUCCAACUUUGGAUGGAAUGGGUCCACUUUCUAAAGCCUUUCUGGUAUCUUAAAUCUCUUAUAAUGUGAUUAGGUUUGAUGCAUCCUUCCUCUCGAGACUAAAACCUGUGUAUCUAUUUAGCCAGCUUUUAUGAUUGGGAUAAAUUCUCUGUUCUAAAAUCUAAUUUCUAAAACGUAUAAGAAUCUAGAGAUGUUAUUAUUAAAGCAUACUCAUUUUCCUAGGUUC